Molecule: messenger RNA, 1644 nt
Organism: Rasamsonia emersonii CBS 393.64
Lineage: Eukaryota; Fungi; Ascomycota; Eurotiomycetes; Eurotiales; Trichocomaceae
Exons: 2
Coding region: 1-1644 (547 amino acids)
Molecular function (GO): metal ion binding
Source: RefSeq, a predicted model, not a curated record
AUGUCUUCCCUCUCGAGAUCAGCAUCGUCUCCAUCCAGACCUUCUGCAUCUUCCCGGCCCGCUGGUUUGGGUCGUAGUCUCUCGGCAAAUCUGGAAAACAUCAGGUCGGAGGUGAUAUCAGAUAGCGAUGGCAACGGAGAAACGCAGGGCAGGCGGGCUAGUCUCCUUGCCGUGGACCGCAAGAGACGGUUGACCGCCACCGGGCAGGAUGAUCCUGCUGCACCACGGAGACAGCCGAUCCUGACGGGAGGGGAUCCUGGGUCGAGCCGUAGAGCAGACCUCCAGAGGCCCCUUCCCACGUUGCCAUCCAGUGGCGAUGUUCCUGGUUCCUCUCGCGCGACUGCCAUCGAUCUUUCAUCCUCUCCUCCCCCUCCUCCUCCGCCGGAUUCUCCGUCUCGUCAGCACAGCGAGAGUACUCCGACGCGGCAACGGCUGCGAGACGAUAUCAUGGAGUACAUCUUACCUCGCUGGCAGCCCGAUUCUGAGGUGACCCAUUGUCCGAUCUGUGGUACGCAGUUCAACUUCUGGUAUAGGAAGCAUCACUGCCGCAAAUGUGGCCGUGUGGUGUGCGCCUCUUGCUCCCCACACCGCAUUACGAUCCCUCGACAGUUCAUUGUCCGGCCGCCAGAUCAAAAUCGUCGGAGGUCAACAGGGGCGGAGAGUUCGGCCCAGGUGGUGGACCUCACCUGGGACGAUUCUCCGCAAUCGUCUUCCAACCCGGCGCUCGGCGGCGGAGAGGAAGUACGACUGUGUAACCCAUGUGUCCCGGAUCCUAAUCCAGAUCCGCCGAUCGGAUAUGGCGCCAUCCGAUCUGGCCUAGACCGUCUUUCCGAUUCCAACUGGGGAGCAACACUCCCCGCCCUGCCAUCGAGCCAUCCUCGACACCGGGCCCAUCAUUCUCUCUCCCGGGCAUCCCAGUUCUACGGACAACGUCCGGAUAUGGAGGCUGAGUCUGACGACCGUCGUGGUGAGAGUCGGACGGGGAAUUCAGGGGAGCAGUUUUCUCCUUCACGCUACGGAUUGCCCUACGAUUACCAACAAUCGCCGCCGGCGUAUUCUACAUCUCGAGGCCAAGCAGUAAGUGACAAGAAGAUGGGUUUCAGAUCUGAUGUUGUAUUAACAUUAUGCUUAGUUCUCGACCCAUCAGUCCGGCCCUCCUGGAACACACUUCCGGGAUGGAAUUUCCGGCUCCUCGAGCACACGACCCAACCGGGGGCGAUCUUCAUGGAUCCGGAGCGACCUCGACAUGCCUUUCGCUCCCAGCGGCCCCCCAUUGACGAGCGGGAUCUCUGUCCUAUCUGCAGCCAGCCCCUGCCGCCGCGCGGCAGUGAUGGCAACGAGGAAGCGCGUGAAGCGCACAUCCGCGACUGCAUCGAGAAUUCCUCUCGAGGAGCGCGCUCCCCGCCUCCAAGAGGGAGCCCAUCCUCGCAUGCGCCCCAUCCGAUGCGGAUGCUGUCAUUUACGGCCACGGAGAAGGACUGCGUCAACGAAGACGGCAGCGCGCAGGAGUGCACGAUCUGCAUGGAAGAAUACGAGGUGGGAGAGUCUCUGGCACGGCUGGAAUGCCUGUGCAAGUUCCACAAGUCGUGCAUUGUCGAGUGGUUCGAGCGCAAGAAGGAGUGCCCUGUUCAUAAGGUGCUUUAG